AAUAAGUAAUUUUAAGUGAAAAUAAAAAAGAAAAUAAUAAAAAAACUGUUGAGAGUGUAAUGAUGAUUGAGAAUAAAAACAAUAUUUAAUUAAACAAAUAAGAAUAAUUAAAAUAAAGAGUGAAUAAUUAGUGUUUAUUUCGGAAGAUAGUAAAACUAUUUUUUUUUUUUUGGAAAAGAAAAAUACGGGGGACCGCCAUUACUUUUUUUUUAUGCUGAAUAGAUAAAAUAUUAUAACUUAACAUAUAAAAUCGAGGUAUACCUAUGGUAUUAUUCAUAAUAUUAUUAAAAAGAAGAUAUAAAUAUUUUAUGAAAAAUUCCUUAUUAAAUAAAUAUCAAUUGAAAGAAAGGGUCAAAUUAUUAAUAUUUAAAGAAAAUUAUUUAAAAAAGGCCUAGAAAAAAAAUAACAAAGGGCUUAAAAAAAAAACUAGUUUUAAAUUCCAAAACCGUUAAUAAAAUUAUUGAAAAAAAAAAAUACCUAAAAAUUAAAAUAACAGGUAACAAGGGAAUGUUAUUUUUUUUAGGUGAUUGGGGCAUGGGAGAAUCUGACUACAAGUCAUAUCGUCAGCAUGUUCCACAUAUAGAAACACAAAUACAACAUCAAAAUAAUUAUCAAGAAAAUUUUAUCAAUAGUUCACUUGGUAAUUCACAACAAGAUCAACAACAACAACAACACCAACAACUACGACAUGAUAAUCAAUCACAAUUCCAAAUAAAUCAACCAUCAUAUUCCUUAAAUUUACAACAACAAGAUCACCAGCCCACUGAAUUUAAUACAAUUGAAAAUGCGAUAGAUUCGCUUCAACAACAAAUUCUAAAAACCACCAGUAAUUCAACAGUUUUAAAAAAUAAUGACAGUAGUAAUUAUAAAAUUGGAUUAAAUGAAAAUAUAAGUGAAAUAAAAAAUAUAGAAAAUAAUGGAUACCCACCUACAACAGUUACAACAACAUCAACAACAAAUUUACAAAAAUCUUCUUUAAUAAAUGACAAAAAUCAAUAUAGUAAUUCAAUUAAUAUAAAUUUAAAUCAAUAUAAAUUUGAUGUAACAAAAAAUUCUCCACCUCGAAAAACAUCAUUUUGUAGACAAAAUGAUUUUCAAGGUUCAGAUUCAUCCAGUUUAAGUUUUGAUGGUGAUCAAGGAGUUGGUAGUAAUUACAUAAAUAAUUCAUUCGCAGUAUGUACAGAAACUAGUGAAUUACAUUUGAAUACAACAACUAAUACUACGAUAACUAAUAUUUCUAAGGAUUUUACUGAUGGAUGUGAUGAUGAGGUUGCUUUGCAUCCACUAUCAAAUCAGGUUGGUGGUCAUACACGUUUGAUGUUACUUAAUCAGAGUACAGUGGUUAAACCAUUAAAUUUACGUGAACUAGACUUUUAUCAGAACAUUCCACAAGAAGUUCAAAAAUUUGUUCCAAAAUAUAAAGGUGUUAUGCAGGCAACUACUAUGGGUGGUAUGAAAUUAGAGAAACGCUAUUCACCAAAUUUUCGCGAUGAACAUGUUAUAAAAAAAGUUAGUGUAUCUAAAAGAAGACGUGAAGAUGUAUUAAGAAUGAAAGUUCAUAAAAAUGGAAAUGCAGCAGAUGUAAUUAAGAGUAUUAAACAAAUUGACAAUUCCAAUAAACAAUAUUUUUUAAUGUUAGAAAAUAUAACUUCACAAUUUCGUAAUCCAUGUAUUUUGGAUUUAAAAAUGGGUACAAGACAACAUGGUGAUGAUGCAUCAGCUGAAAAAAGAUCAAAACAGAUGGCAAAAUGUGCAGCUAGUACCUCUGCUACAUUAGGUGUAAGAUUAUGUGGAAUGCAAGUUUAUCAAAUUGAUUUAGAUCAGUUUAUAAAGCGUGAUAAAUACUGGGGACGAGAAUUGAAUGAAGAUGGAUUUAAAAAUGCCUUACGAAAAUUCUUUUAUAAUGGUAUUAAAUUAAGAACAAAAAUCAUUAAUAAAGUGAUCCAAAAAUUAACACAAUUAAGAAAUGUUAUUGAGAAACAAUCAAGUUUCAGAUUUUAUUCAUGCUCACUUUUAAUUGUUUAUGAAGGUUAUGAAGAUUAUACGGAUACUUCGGCUCUUGUAGAUUUUGAAUGCGAUAAAAAUAGUGAAAAUAAUUUUGAAAUAAAUAGUAGUAUAAAACAAGAUAAACAAGUUUCACAUAAUAAACUUUUAGACCAGAAAGAAAAGAAUCUAGGUGUAUACCAAAAUCCGAAUACCUUGCAUUAUGACGCCGAUCAAUCAAAUGAUUCAACCGAAAUAAGUAUUUCUUUGAAUUCUCUUGACGAGUCGGCUAUUUAUUCUUCAAGAAAUUGCCUAAAACGUCCGAAAAAAUUCGACAUGAAUUUGACAGAAGAAAAAUCUAAUGACGUUUGUGAAAGAUUUACCAAAUGCGAAUGUCAGGACGAUGAAUUGGCGAAAACUGUUGCUGAUCAUACAACAGAUUCCCAAUCUAAAACAUUUGAACAACAUUUAUCAGCGCACACAUUCUUUCCAAUUUCUGAAGAGACAGUUUUUCUUGAUCCUGAACCACCUGUUCCAGAUAUUUUGGCAUCAAGUCCUCAGUCAGGAGAUUCAUGGAUGAAUUAUAGUAGCAAUAGCAGUGAUGACUACUCUGGCAUUUCAGAGCAUUUAAAAGCGGUAGCAUCUGGAAAGCAAACUUGCAACAAUAGUUCUGAUGAUAACAGUUCCGAUUUUGAAAAUAGUUUAUUGGAAGAUAGUGAAGAAAUUUUAAGUAAAUAUAACAGAUCAAACUCGUCACCACAAUCACCAAAAGACUUUAAUAAUAUAACACGAAGUGAUCCUGUAAUAAUUCAAAGACCGAAAGUUCAACAUCAAACAAUCGCUAAAAAUAAGAAAUUAUUAGAUUUUUGUAACACAACAAGUAUAAAAUCGGCCAUGAAAAGAGUAAGAAAUGAAAAAGAUGAUGAAGUAUCUUCGGAUGAUAAGAUCAAUUAUUCCUCAUCUGUAGCUAAAAAAUUGUCGAUAACAGCAAAUAUAAAAACCACAAUGGCAAAUUUAUCUGAAGAAUUGAAAGCUAAACUGGGAGAAAUUGGCGCUCAAACACCGCAAUUUAUUACGCCACCAUCUAAAGACUUAAGCGCACCAAUAAUUUUAUCUCAUGAAAAUACAUCAACAUCAAAGAAAUAUUUAAAAUCCAAUAAGAGUAACAUUAGUUGUGAUAGAUAUAAUGUAUGUUGUUGUGUUAAUAAUGAAAAUAUUAAUAAGAAUCUUAAUGAACGAUCUAAUGUCUCAUGUAAAUCUUCCAAAAAUAGUGAUAUAGUAAAUAAGCUUAGUAAUAAGAUUAAAGAUAAUAAUAGCUCUUGUAUUAAAAAUUUCAGUAUAACAAAUCCAAUAUAUAAUGAUAAUAAUGUGAGUAAAUCUGAAAGUAAUAGACGUUUUCCCCGUCCGUAUCGAAAGCAAUCAAAUUAUAGGACAACAGUCGCAUCAAGUUCUUGUUUAAAUUCUUGUAAUAUAAAAAAAAAUGAUAAUUGUUCACUGGUUGAUAUUAGAAUGAUAGAUUUUGCUCAUACAACUUUCAUGCACACAACAAAUUUAAAUGGUAGUCUAAUAUCACAAAAUAACACAGCAGUUCAUCAUGGUCCUGAUGGAGGAUUUCUAACCGGAAUUGAUAGUUUAAAUAGACUUCUGUCAGAAAUAGUAAAUGAAAACAAUAUCAAUUAAGUUUAAUUGCCUAUGAAAAAGAAAAAAUUGCAACAGGAUAAUUUUUUUUUGUGUCGUUUAUGAUGAAUCAUUCAAUUCCUUUUAUAAUAUUAGAUUAAUUUUAUUUUUGCUUACUUUUGUAUUAUUCUAGUGAGGUUUUUUAUAUUAUACUUUUGCUACUUUUAUUUUUAGAACUUGCUCAAGAUUAAGAAAUAUUUAAAAAAUUAACAUUAAAAUCAGUUCUCAAUUGAGAAUUUCAGAAAAUUUUCAAAAAAGUUCGACACUGAUUACCAUUUAGUAGGAAAAUUUUUGUCAUUUAGAAAAACACGUGUUAUUAUUUUAAUAAUGUAUAUAUAGGCUCUAUGACGGUGUUAUAAUAAUUUUGAAAAAGCUUGUUGUGCAAUUUAAUACUUCGCUAUUUAAAUUAUUGUUUGUUUCUUAUAUUGGUGCAGAUUAUUUUAAUCGUAUUGUAUACUUUUUAGCAGUUUGAAUUUUUUUUAUACAACAUAAUUCAAUGUAAAUUGAAAAUUUUGAAUAAUAAGGAGCAAAAAAAAAGGAAAUAUAAAAAACAUUUUGUUUAAUGUUUUAAUUCAAAAUGCUCCUAUUACUUACAGCAUUUUUAGUUUGAUAAACACAAAAAUAAAUAAGUGAAAAUAAUGGAAUUUAUGCCAAUCUUAAAAUUUUCUUCUGACUUUUGCAAUAAAUAAAAUUUGCAUUAGAAACUAAAUAAUAGACUGGUAUAAAAUUUUAAUAUUUCAUUUCUUAAAAAAACAAAAAAAAUUAUAAUUAACUUAAAACAGUUUGGAAAAGCUAAUCUUGGAAAAUUGAGGUUUUAUAUUAUGCCCUUAGUGCUAUGAGGUUUUAUAUAGCCCUUACUCUAUUUUAGAAUGCUUUUUUUUUUUUUUUUAAUUCACAAUAAAUUUUUGUGAAUAUAAUGUAAAUUGUCAUGAUUGUUAAGAAUUUUUAUGAAUGAAUGUGUAAUUUGUACAAAUGUGUAAAAUUAAAUAAUUUAUUUGUUAGAAAUUCUGUAAAUUAAAAGAAAAAAAUGUUAUUGUUUAUGAAUAGAA
Molecule: messenger RNA, 4709 nt
Organism: Condylostylus longicornis
Lineage: Eukaryota; Metazoa; Arthropoda; Insecta; Diptera; Dolichopodidae
Gene: Ip6k
Exons: 8
Coding region: 508-3663 (1051 amino acids)
Biological process (GO): phosphatidylinositol phosphate biosynthetic process; inositol phosphate biosynthetic process
Cellular component (GO): cytoplasm; nucleus
Molecular function (GO): inositol hexakisphosphate kinase activity
Source: RefSeq, a predicted model, not a curated record